UCUGCUUUCUACAUUAAUAUCAGCAUGUUUUAAGACUCGGUCACUAUUGUUUGUGUAUCUCAGACAGCUGUAGUCUCCAAUCUAUCACAGCAUGAAACAGCUUUAUAUUGGCCUUUUAUUGGCCCUUCGGUCAACUUUUGCUCAAACACCCUACUGGAGGAACGUGUAUUACCAGACGCAGACUCAAACACCCUACUGGAGGAACGUGAAUUACCAGACGCAGACUCAAGCCCCCUUUUGGAGGAGCCCGUAUUACUAUGCAUCAACUCAAACACCCGACUGGAGGAAUGUGUAUUACCAGACACAGACUCAAGCCCCGACUUGGAAAAAACCAUAUUACUAUGCAACAACUCAAACCCCCUUCAGAAGAAAUGUGCAUUACCAGCUUCAGACUCCAUUUUGGAAAAUUCAGGAUGGACAUCAUUCAGAUGUUCCAGUGCCCAAUAUUACAGUGUUCAGGCAGAUGGAGGUCAGAGAGCGCAUGAUCAUCAUGUGUUCAUUUAGAAGGAGGCUCACUGAGAGCUCUUUCCAGCUGUCACUGAAGAGUGAAUACAGCUAUGCCUUGAAGAACCCACUGUGCUUUUUAAAUGACGUGUGUGUGUUUGAUGUGAAAAUUAGCCCACCGGUUUCCUUCACCUGCAUACACCAGAUUAAUUCUGUUGUGAACCGUCAGAGCGAGACCUACACCUACAGCCAGCCAGAUUUUGUUGCAGAUCAUCAUGGCUUGGAUAAUCACGAAGGAGUAUCUCCACUCUACAUCAGUUUCUUCUCUUUCAUUGUUGUCGGUCUCUUCAUAAUGACUGCAGCAGUGAUUGUGACCACCAUUAAGAACAAAGUUAAAGAUUCAACGAAUACUGGAAUAGAUAAUGACUACAUUAAUGCAUAAGAAGACAUCAGAGCUGCUGAAGAGAAAAGAACACGCAACCAAUCAAGAUUGAUCAAAUGAUCUUCUGCAUGCUAAACCGUAAUACUCUUAAAAUCAUAAAAUGAUUUUUUUUUUUAUUUACUCCAUGCCAUAUUUUAAUUACAAUGCAAAUAACAUUUUAGUAUGCUGGUUUAUUCUUGAAAUCAGGUAUUGCUUUCUCCUCAUUUGUGAUUUUAAUGAAAUUGAGUGCAAAGUAAAUCAAUACAUUUUCUAUGCAGAAAAUAUCUGUAUGGCCUGUUGUGAAGUCAUAUUUCAAUGAUGUUUGUUGUCCUUUUUAUUACAAUAUGAAUAUUGUUCCUUAUUCUCCAACUUAAUGGAAGCAGGCAUUAUAUCAGCCUUAAAGGUACCUCUUAAAAUGAGAAGAUUCAACAGAAAUGUUUGUUAGGGCUGCAAGUUUUUUUCUUUUGAAUCAAAACAUAUGUUUUGAUCCACCACACCUCCUUCGAUGUGACUAUUGCUGCCAAUGCAAACGAUCAACCACGCUACAUUUCACGUUCUACUUUUCACAUCCUUUUUUGUUGUUCUUGUUAACACUGAGGAAGUCUGUUAAGCGUUAAGACUCAGUCAUGUCACACCUCCCUACAUACAUCAGAAAGCUGUACUUUCUACUCUUUCAUGGCAUGAACCAGCUUUUUAUUCUUUUAUUGGCCCUCUGGCCAGCUCUUAGUAAGUGGAUUGCAUUUCUUGCCUCAUAUUGUGUUUUUGCACUUUGUGUAAUUACAGAAGUCAAUAAAAAUUUCAUUUGUCUUGAUUUUUCAGA
Puntigrus tetrazona (Sumatra barb) is the source of this 1685-nucleotide messenger RNA. RefSeq lists its product as uncharacterized. The coding region runs from base 92 to 886 and encodes 264 amino acids. NCBI's taxonomy places the organism in Eukaryota, Metazoa, Chordata, Actinopteri, Cypriniformes, Cyprinidae. The transcript is spliced from 11 exons. The record is from RefSeq and is a predicted model, not a curated record.